Ooceraea biroi (clonal raider ant) is the source of this 9076-nucleotide messenger RNA. RefSeq lists its product as uncharacterized. Gene Ontology annotation, molecular function: G protein-coupled serotonin receptor activity; ATPase activator activity; protein-folding chaperone binding. NCBI's taxonomy places the organism in Eukaryota, Metazoa, Arthropoda, Insecta, Hymenoptera, Formicidae. The record is from RefSeq and is a predicted model, not a curated record. Gene Ontology annotation, cellular component: plasma membrane; dendrite; synapse. Gene Ontology annotation, biological process: adenylate cyclase-inhibiting G protein-coupled acetylcholine receptor signaling pathway; chemical synaptic transmission; G protein-coupled receptor signaling pathway, coupled to cyclic nucleotide second messenger.
UCCAGAAUGCUUGAGAAUGCUCUCAGGUCCGCAGCACGCCCGCUUGCCUCUUUGCAGUCUCGAGGCCCGAGUUGACCUGCUGACGCGAGUCAACGUGAGUUGCUGACAAUUGGCGGAAGCUCGAUCAGGCCAGUCUGCUUGACAGCGUACCCUGUCACCACUGCUCGACGAGUCCCUCCGUGAAACGUCACGCGAAACACUUUUCGAAGGGAAACACCACGGAAGCGUAACUCACGACGUCAAAUUCUACGCUUUCCUAACCUUGGUUCGCGACACGAUUCGCUGCUGCCUAGUCCGUUUUUUACUGUACUCUUAAACAACUAAUUGGAAAGAUGGCAAAAUGGGGCGAAGGUGAUCCACGAUGGAUUGUUGAGGAAAGGCCUGACGCAACCAAUGUUAAUAAUUGGCACUGGACAGAGAAGAAUGCCUGUGCGUGGUCGCAAGAAAAGUUGAAAGAACUUUUUGUAAAUUCAAAAAUCGAAGGAGACGAAGUCUUAUGUGAAAUAGUAGAAAUGGAGAAAUGCGAGGGCGAGGCAGUAGCAAAUAAUAGAAAAGGAAAACUUAUUUUCUUUUAUGAAUGGAAUAUUGUGCUCAAGUGGAAAUCAACUACCAAGUCGAAUAACACAAUUGAGGGUAAAAUUAAUAUUCCUAAUCUCUCUGAAGAGAAUGACAUCAGUGAGGUAGAUAUCGAAAUAACAUUAAAAGAGAGUACGGACGAAGGAGAGGGAAUAAAGAAGUUCUUGCACAUGAAGGGAAAGGACAUUUUGAGGGAAAAAUUGAAGAAAUACGUGUCUUCCUUGAAGGAAGAAUUUGCGAGAGGAAUGAUACUUCCCAAAAAGGACAACGUAAAGGAAAAUAUUUCGAGUAUAACAUCCGGUUUUAACGUUAAGAUGCAAAUGAACGCUGCCGUGACACCGACGAACGACAACAAAUCUGCAGGAUGCAAAAUUGGAACUACUACUAUUAAGCAACAGAUCAAGUUCCAAUGUAGAGCACGGGAGUUUUAUAACGUCUUCACUACAAUAGAGAUGGUGCAAGCCUUUACGCACGGUGUGGUGAAAUUGGAACCGAAGAAGAACGGUCACUUCGAGCUGUUCGGCGGCAAUAUCCACGGGGAAUUCCUGGAGAUCACGCCGGCGAAGAUCGUGCAGAAGUGGCGUUGCAAACAGUGGCCGUCCGGGCAUUUCAGCGAGGUGACGCUCGACAUCUGCGAGAGGAGCGAUCACACGGAGGUUAUUUUAACGCAGAUCGGUGUGCCGGUCAGCGAGGAGACCGUCACGAAGGAGAAUUGGGACAAAUAUUACUGGGACGCCAUAAAACGGACCUUCGGCUUCGGAUGCUUCAUCGAUCGCGCAGAUGUUGUCUCGAAAGAAAUAUUUGCCGAAAGAGAAGUCAGCUCCGAGAAUCCACCCUUAGAUCGAUGCAGAUCGCGAGCGGAGAACGCGGAACUUCCGGUGUGUAUCGACGAGAAAUACCUGGCCGCCGACUAUGUGUUCUACUGCACCGAAUUAGGUUGUACAUACAUUCACCGUUUUCUCUUAAGAGCAUCCCCCGACCUAGUCGCAGCAACCGCCGUAGCGCGGCCAUAUAGUCCGCCUCAUCGUCAGGCAUCGAGCAUGCCAUGCGCACUUAACGGGGACGUAAUCGCGUUGCACACCUGGCGCAACAUGCAUCCUUCCACGCCCUUGCCGCAGCAGCAGCUCGACCGCCUCGCCAGGGAUAUCGAAUUGGCCGCAUUCGAUGAGGAAUCUGUCACAGUUAUGGCAAUUACUGACGAGAACACGACGACGGAGGCGGUGGACGAGGAGGAGGAAGAGGACGAGGAGGAGGAGGAGGAGGAGGAAAAGAAGAAGAACGAGGAAGAAGAAAAGGGAAGAGAUCGCAACGGUAACAUUGGCGGUGGUGUCCCGGCUCGCCGAAUCCCGGUGUCCCGCGACGAGGAAGCAAAAAGAGAGAGAGCCAGAGAGAGAGACAGGCCGUCAGACAUGAACGUUACUCCGACGGUGGAGAUACCCAGCAAUGACAGCUACAACAUCAGCAACGGUCUCGACUGCGGCGGUGAGCCCCAUCAGUACGGCGUAUGGGGGCGUGUGAUGAUAGUGGUGGUCGCCGUCUUCCUCAGUCUUACCACGGUCCUCGGCAACAUAAUGGUCAUGAUAUCGUUCAAGAUCGACAAGCAGCUGCAGACGAUCUCCAAUUACUUCCUUUUCAGCCUGGCGGUGGCCGACUUUGCGAUCGGCCUAUUCUCCAUGCCCCUGUUCACGUUGUACACGGUGCUCGGUUACUGGCCGCUCGGGCCUCACGUAUGCGACACGUGGCUAGCCCUCGACUAUCUUGCGAGUAACGCGUCGGUCCUCAACUUGCUCAUCAUCAGCUUCGACAGGUACUUUUCCGUCACGCGGCCGCUCACCUAUCGAGCCAAGAGGACCACUGUCAAAGCCGCAAUCAUGAUCACAUCCGCCUGGGGUAUAUCGCUGCUUCUUUGGCCACCCUGGAUCUACGCGUGGCCGUACAUCGAGGGUCAAAGGACUGUGCCGAAAUCCGCGUGCUACAUCCAGUUCAUCGAGACGAACCACUACAUCACCUUCGGCACGGCCAUCGCCGCGUUUUACCUCCCCGUCACCGUAAUGAUAAUCCUAUAUUGGCGAAUCUGGAAAGAGACGAAGAAACGGCAAAAGGACCUACCGAACUUGCAGGCCGGCAAGCAAGACGCGAGCAAGCGCAGCAACUCGAGCGACGAGACUUUAGACAUGGAGGAGUGUAAGAGACAGCGGAGCGAGUCGAGUACCGGUGAGGAAGCCUCGCACGCCACGCACAUCGCCGUUUCCUACAUUGAUAAGCACUAUCCGCAAUAUAAAAGCCACAGGCCGUUGUCCUGGACCUGGCUGAAGUUGUGGUGCAUCGCGUGGUGGCACAGCGGACGGGACGAUGAGGACGACGACGAGGAGAUCGCGGGACAGGAGAGCAGUCGCACUGGGGCCGGCUACGAGGAGACGCUCACACCGUUGUCGGCCGAGACGCCGCUUCCCAGCACGGUAUCGCGGUGUCCUUCUCUCAGCGCGAUACAGACCACGGGAGUCACUCUGGAUAAGGUCGCGGCGUUUCACGAGUACAAAAAGUCGGCGCGGUCGACCGAUCUCAAGACUAUUUCCAGCGAUUCCGUUUAUACGAUUGUGAUCAAAUUGCCGAGUAACGGCGGUAAGUAUAGCGAGGGGCCGACCAUAAGGAUGAUCCACGAUGAUUCCGUGACGACCCAGCUGCACAGCAUGAUGGAGGACAGCGAGGACGACGGCGGUGACAUUAGCGGUGGCCGAGACGGCGCAGCCACGAAGGGUCUCCGUCUCGGCCCUGGCACCGUGUCAACCUCCUCGACGGCGGUGAUGAGGAGGCCGUCGCAGAUGCCGGACAUCAGGAUGCCGCUGAACGCGAAGAACAUACCGAAGGCGCUGACCACGGGCAAGGGUAUACUGAACAAGCAGCCGAACAAGAAGAAGAAGAAGCUGCAGGAGAAGAAGGCCGACCGCAAGGCCGCGAAGACACUCUCGGCGAUCCUGCUCGCGUUCAUCAUCACGUGGACUCCGUACAACAUCCUGGUACUCCUCAAGUCCCUCACCGCCUGCUCGUGGUACAUUCCGCAGGAGCUUUGGGACUUUUUUUAUUACCUUUGCUACAUCAACAGUACUGUGAACCCGGUGUGCUACGCGCUGUGUAACGCGGCCUUCCGCCGAACCUACGUGAGGAUUCUCAAGUGCAAGUGGCACAGCAGAAACCGCGGCGGCGCGGUCGACCGGGGAUGACAUCAGUAACCGAUGGUAUGCGUGCGCCUCGCUUUCUGCGCAUCGGCGACCCACCCCUCGCGCUAUCCCAAUAUCCGCACCCAAGAAUCGGGGGUCAACGACCAUGCGCGCGCGCACGCAUAUUCUGGCGUAUACAUGCACCGAAGCGACUCUGUAUCAUCGUUGUCAUCAUUGUCAUCAUCAUCGUCAUCGUCAUCGUCAUCGUCAUCGUCAUCGUCAUCAGCGUCAUCAUCUUAUUCUCACUCGUAUUAUUUACUGUACGGUUUACUUUCCUCCCUUUUCACGCGUUUCCUAGAGCGCAUGAAGAAGUGGAAGCGGGGAGACCGGCGAUUCAGGCCACCAUCGAGCUUCGCGCAUGCGAUCCUCCGCAUGUACAAGUACUACGGAUUCAGCGUGCGAUCGCAUAUGGGCUCUCCCCUUUGGAUCCUGAUCAACGGAUCGUUCGCAACGUCGGUACCAAUACCCGCGGAUCAGCGUGUCGUGAUUUGGCUUCGCUGCGAAGAGGAGUAAGCGGAGCUAACGGUUUCGAAUUCACCAGGAUGAGAGAUUAACCCUUUGAUGACCACGUCCUUUUCGUGCCGUGCGAUCGGCUGCAUUUUUCACCGAAAAUUGAUUAAUCGGUAAUUACGUUAGCAAUUUGGUUAUCGACGUAACGUCGAACUUUAAUGCUCUCUCUCUCUCUCUUCUCUCUCUCUCUCUCUCUCUAUCUCUCUAUCUCUCUCUAACGUAAUUAUAUUAGUUUAUAAUUACAUUGGUGUCUAUUAACGUAUAUAAAAAGAGUUAAUGACGAAUUGCGAUGUACCCUUGUCGGAGGGUUAACGACGUAACGCAGAGCGACGUAAAUGGGUCCGUAAUUGCGUUAUGCAGAAGACUGUAGGAACGACACAACGGUUUGUUUGUCUAUAAUUUGUCCUCUCGGAUAAUCUCGAAUUUCGACGUUACCUCGCGUAUCGAUUGUCUAUAUCGGUCCACGUAAAUGUUUAACGCGGCAGUGGUUCUUAACGUUUUUGGGUCGCGGACCUCCUCGAUAGACCGAAGGUUCUCCGCUCGAUCUCGAUCAGAGUUCUGACUCCCUCAGUCGAACAAAUCUGAUCGGAGCCUUUUGAUUUGGACAAUUGACAUCAGAUACAGACAUCGACAUGCUGUAUGUCGUCUCGUUCGACGAAGAAUUCGAGAAAAUGCUAGAUCUGGGAGACUGCAGGAAAGGCAAUGGGAUCCGUUUGCGUCGCGAUGGGAAGCAUGAGCCGGCUGUCGACGCACCGGUCAAAACGCAACGCAGCUCGGUCUCCGCGUUUCAGGAGAUAACGCGACGUGGAUACUGCCAUGAAUAUAUAACGUUCAUUAAUAUCUCUCCGGACCGCAAGUCGCGCGUUCGGGAUUAUAUUUGUCCGGUGCGCUCUCGGAGUCGAGGGUGCACCGGUGCCCCGCGGGUGUGCGCUCGUCAUCGCCGUCGCGUCGGAAGCUCAGCGCGAUGCCUACCUCCGGGAACGCCUCUUCCGGGAGGGACGGAAAGCGGCGGUGGCGAGUGGCAACGGCGGGCUAGACAAAGAAAAAAAAGCUAAAUCGCACAAGAACCUAUUUAAGUAAAAGAUAUCGAAAGGAUAACGAUAAUCUCUGUACGUCGCGCGAAGAAUUGUGCGAGAAUCGCGACGAGCGAUGUGAACACUCGAUGUAAAUUUUACGACGUAGCGAAAACUGUAAAACUGUAAAUGAAUGUGUUAAAUGUAAUAAUGCGGGGAAGGGAUCGAGGGAGGAGGAGGAACUAGGGUUCGAUGAAUGCGGGCGAGGCCAGCGAGCCAGAGUACUGAGGAAGCGGGUAAUUAGCGAUUAGGACAAAAAGCAUGGAGGGAUUAACGGUAAAUCGAAUUCUUCCGUAAAACUAAAAUAACAUUCUAAUUAUACGUGCCAAACGAAGCUUUAAGAGAUUAUACCAAGAUUAUACGGGGAGACGAGGUGCAGCGGAAGGGAGAAACGUCGUAGCGCGCUUUCGAGGCUGCCGGACAACGGCGGCCGAGGAGCUAUAGUUAAUAAAAGAAAAGAAAAAAAAAGCAGAAAAAAAGGAAAAAUAUGAUAUAAACUAGGAAAUAAAGUAAAAGCACUGUGUCGAGCGAUACACGACUCUAGCGAUCGAAAUGGCUCAUAAAGUAAUCAAAGUCAAUCGUACGCGCGCCGACAUGCCUAUAGCGACUUCAAGACUGCGUGCCCUCCUCAUUUCGACGAACCUCGCGCGACCUCACUCAGAUUAUAUAAUACAUAAUUUAUUAUUUUUAUAAAUCGUCGCAUCCUCGACAAUCGUCGUAGAGGGAUACAAUCUUUUUAUCGCACAAUUGUCAUUCCGAUAUUUAUUAAGUUUGUCAUAUUUUGCGUUCCGUUUCCCAUGGACCAUGCAAGUCACCACGAGGCGUCAAAAGUUCAUCGCGUUCAUCUAGAGACUGCAGACUUCGCGCGCGUGCGCGCGCUUUCUCUCUGUUUCUUUCUCUCUCUCUCUCUCUUUGUCUGUCAGUUUUCUUUUUAAGAAAAUGUUCCGUAGGUGUGUUCUCUCGUCUCUCUGUGUGCUCUUUGCGUACCGCUCAUUCACUCGUUACCCCAAGCGAGAAACGUAUAUAAUUAAUCGCUGCUCAAACGACAGCGACGUUCCUAUGUACGCGUCGGCACGCGUGCGCUUGUACCUUGUACAAAAUACCCACGCACACUAAACACGCACUCUCGCGCGAUCAACAUACACAUUUACACACAGGUGCAGUGUCGCGAAAAGUGGAAAACUCGCGAAAAUACGUUUGCAGGGCCGCCGUCGGCAGUCAAGAGCGCACUGUCUCCGUUUUUCAGCCGGUUUCGGCUACUGAUGCUGAUGAUCAUCACGACGCGAGCGAGAGAGGUGCCUCGUGCGACUUUUUUCACCCAUCCUGCACACGUAUGACGGCGAGACAGAUACUCGACGACGACAGCUAACGUUGAUCAUGAAUACACCUAGGUACAUCGAGUGUGAACGCAGCGAUCGUCCUGCAUCGGCAGCGAUAAUUGAGUAGGCGAGUACAAUUAAUCGGUGUAUGAUUUCGACCCGUUAUUCGAGCACCUUUUGAUACGGGGAUCUGUUGCUGAUCAAUUUCGGAGGCCGCUAUGCGAGCAAUUACGCUACCGCACGCAGCUCCCGUUCGCUAAUGUUAACACGCUAACGUCUCAAUGUUUUUUAAACAUAGUAAACCAAUAAUCUAAAAGCAUGCCUCUUCUACCGUAGGUGCCGCACGAUUUUACGGGGAACCAGUUUCCUUACGUUAAUUACGGCGUCUUGCGAGUGACCGUAACUGCGCGCGAGAUUUGUUUGCUGCUGUAAAUAUUAGAGAAGCAACGCAAGGCAGAGAAGAUGCAUCACGCGUAAGGAAAUAAGAUGUCUAGGAUGCACGUUAGCGUAAUUCCUCGCGUUCCCCGGCAUUUUUGUGCGCGGUCACGCCACCGAACUUUAUGGGGGAAGGAAAUAGCGUAGGAUUCGGUGAUAUUUUUUUACCUUUAUAGUUGAAUCCUCCCCUCGCGCGCGAUUCGAUCUUGCGCGACGCACUCGCAGACUACGCGCGAAUCGCGUCGGAUCCGUCGGACAAAAUCGCGACGACGACGACGACGAUGCGAUUUUUUAAAAAUAAAAACGACGCGAGAGCUUGCGCGAGAGCGCGACGAGAGCCACAAGUGUGACACGAUGCUCGACAGUUCUUUUCAUUUGUAUAUACGCGCGUGUACCUGCAUUCUUUCUGAUGCGAUAUCGACAAACGUGUAUUAACGUUUCGCGAGUUUUUGUUAAGCUUGCAUUUGCCGGAUACAUUUGCGAUUCCGUGAAUGAGGCCGCCGAGACGCGCGCGAUCGCGUCGACGCGAAUUAUUACGACGAUGUGAAAGAGGAUCCUGGCGUAACUGUGCUUUACAAACUUGCGGGUUUCCUACUUCCGACGUAACUAGAAUAAAAGUUAGGAAUUAAGGAUCUGGAGUAUCAAGCGGAUCGUUCACUUGAGAAGCCAAAGGAACGUGCCAAACGAUAUCGGGGAUCUUGUCUAAAUGAUAUUAUAGGCGCACUGAUCGAUUAUGUCGCAGGAUUUGUUUCGCUCUUUCGAUACAAAUGAGAUUGUUACAUACCUCGGAGGAUAAACGCUAAAACUAUCCAUAUGGCAAUUAGAGUAUGGCAAGAAAUUGUAGUAUUAAAUACAGAAUAAGUACGGCUACCUUGUCGCGUGUACGAGUUUACACACUUCUUUCUCGAGAAAGAAAGACGCGCGCGAGGAGCACGCGCGGCGUAACUUUGGGGAUAUAUUCUAGAAAUUCGUCUUCAACAAGCGAAGUUGCAUCGCGCGGGCGAAGAGUUACCUCCGAGUCUAUAGGAGAGCGUUCCCUCGCCGUGCGCUUACCGUGAAUUCUUUCUUUAUUCGAUUCCACCGCCAGAACAUAUCUUCAAAGUUCGCGUUGCGAGAUACGCUCCCGGCAAGAGAUGUGUUUCUUACAAAAGAUCCGUAAAAAAGACAAAAACGACGUGAGAGAGAGACGUAUCGAAGAGUGUUAGUCGCGAUUAAGUUACAGAUUGCACAAAGAUCUAUGCAUCGCUCCGGAGCGCGCUCCGGCUGGAUGUUGGAUUUCUAAAUCGAGACGCGGAAUUGCUAACGCUAAAAAAAAAAUACGACACGACACGAAAAUCGAUGGAAGCUGCUGCUUCUACUAUGCUAUGUAACGAUUAACUGCCUCUCUUUAUUUAUCUAUUUCCGUAGUAUCACGUCGAGACGCAAGAUAACAUACACGACACAUACGUUGCGCAAGAACCUUCCUUCGUCGAAAUGUAUUGAAAUGUACAAAACGAAUAUAUUUCACGAUCGUGUGUUAAACAUAAGAUUUAGGUAUUUUUCAAGGAAAAUCUCAAACAUAUAUAGCGCACACACAUACAACACGUACGCUCAUACACACACACAUACACACGCAUAUGUACCUGGGUACCCUCUUACGACACUGCACACUCAUAUAUAUAUAUAUAUAUAUAUAUAUAUAUAAUAUAUAAAUAUAUAAAUAUAUAUAUAUACACUUGGAAUAUAUAUAUAUAUAUAUAUUAUAUACGCGUACGAUGCGUGCUAUUUAUCUCAAAACGAAUGUUCUCGCAUAAAAGCGUAUACCGAAGAAAAACGAAACGAUGUACGACUUUUUUUAAUCGUAGAUUAUUGUAAACACCGAUGUAAUCAGUCUAUGUUUAUAUACGUGUUUUAUAUUAAUGAGAAAUUUAUGAUUCGAGAGUAUGUAUAAAAAAAAUGCCAAAGA